AUGACAGAACGUUUGAUAAUCUCAGAACCAUAUUACUUUAGUGAUUCUAUUUCUCAUUGUGGAUACUGUAAGGGACAGAAACCUGACAAGAAUGAUAAUUUUGCUGUUAAAUCGUGGUAUGACAAACAUUCAGAGGCCAAAGAUGGGUUAGAUGCUCAAAAUUGUACACUAGGUGUUCAAGCGGAACUCGUAUCAGUGGAAAUGUACGAUAGACUUUGCAAUAUGGGAUUUAGAAGGUCUGGUAAGUUCUUAUAUAAACCAGACCUUUUGAGAAAUUGCUGCCGUAUGUACACCAUUAGAACCACUACUGAUCAAGUAAGGGUCUCUAAAGAUAUGAAAACUUGUGUCAAGAGGUUUAAAAAGGCAGUUUCACCAGAGUAUAAUCAAGAGAAUAAGAAAGAUCAUAAGGGACCCUUCAACUUUACGCAAGAGAUAAUUGACACUGAAAGUAAAUCCGACAAUUUUUACACCAAAUUUGAACCUGCAGUAUACUCUGAUGAAAAAUAUAGGCUUUUUGCAAAGUACCAAGAGAGUGUGCACAAUGAUUUUGACCAUAAUGCUAAAUCAUUCAAAAGGUUUCUAUGCGAUGCACCAUUCUCACCAGAAGUCAUUCGAGGCACCAAGCAAGAAUGGGAUCAAUUGAAUGAUUGGAAAAAUCCUGAACGUUCCCAUUUUGAAAGAGUAGGACCUGCCCAUGAAUGUUAUUAUUAUAAUGGAAAUCUCAUAGCUAUAGCGGUAAUUGACAUUCUGCCGAGUGGUAUAUCUUCAGUUUAUUUCAUAUGGGAUCCAGAAUAUGGGAAACUGUCAUUGGGCAAGUUGAGUGCCUUGAGAGAACUUGCCAUUAGUAGUAAGAUCAACCGUAAGCAUUAUUACAUGGGGUACUAUAUUCAAGAUUGUCCAAAAAUGAAUUAUAAGGGCAAAUAUGGCGGUGAGCUUAUGGAUCUGUGCAACUAUAGAUAUACACCGUUAACAAGAGUUGAAAAAGAAAUCGAUCAUAGCAAAUUCUUUGUUUUAUCUGAUGACCCAAAUUUGACUAAUGAACCACAUCUAAACGAAAGAUUUAGUGGAACUGCUGACGUUUGGCAAACCCCAGGGUCGCUGCACAAUGUAGUGGAGAACAUUUAUGGUGUCAAUGGUGGGGCAUUUAAGGUAGCUGAUGAUGCAGCAGAACAGCUAUCGAGAAGGGAAAUCCCAUACAGUAGAGAAUUAACGCACGAUAUCUGUAACGAUGGUAACGGUAAAAAUGACAUCUACCGUAUCCCCAACGUAGUUCCAGGGCUCUUGCCGCUAGAAGAAAUUUUACAAAUGGUCCUACAAAAGAAGAUAAACUUAGUAAACAACAGCAUGGUACUUUUUGAUACCUCUGUGGGUCAUAUCCGACUAGUCGUAGAUUUCGAUAGCGAAUCACCAAAGAUUAAAAAGGCCGUCUGCGACCUUGUAAGGCUAUUUGGUUUACAGAACACCAUGGAUUCAUUAGUAAUUGUAUAG
Molecule: messenger RNA, 1488 nt
Organism: Zygosaccharomyces rouxii
Lineage: Eukaryota; Fungi; Ascomycota; Saccharomycetes; Saccharomycetales; Saccharomycetaceae
Gene: ATE1
Product: arginyltransferase
Exons: 1
Coding region: 1-1488 (495 amino acids)
Biological process (GO): protein arginylation
Cellular component (GO): cytoplasm
Molecular function (GO): arginyl-tRNA--protein transferase activity
Source: RefSeq, a predicted model, not a curated record